CGGACUACUACUAUUUUUCUAUCGUACCUCUACAAUUUUGUACUUCUCUCUCCCUCUACAAUUUUGUUAUUAUACCUUCUACUUCUUCAGGCAGGUAUGGUGGCUGCACAAGGUCUGUUAGGGAAGGAUAUGGUGACUUCUUCGAGAAACCAAAACCGCAUGGUCCUGUCUCUAACUGAAAAAGUGGUUCGGUUUUUCUUUACUAGAUUCUUGACAAAAUUCAUAUCAACCGGUUGUGUAACAAUAAUUGAAGGAGAAACGAUGGUCACAUUCCAAGGAGAGGAUUUGAGUUGUCACUUGAAAUCUGAACUAGAGAUUCACAGUCCUCAGUUUUACUGGAAGGUUAUGACACGGUCUGAUUUAGGACUUGCUGAUGCUUAUAUUAACGGAGAUUUUUCGUUUUGCAAUAAGGAAACAGGACUUUUGAAUCUUAUCAUGAUUCUCAUUGCCAACAGAGAUUUGAACUUUAGUCUUGCUAAAAAUAGGGGUUGGUGGAACCCGAUGUUUCUGACUACUGGUUUAGCAGCUGCAAAGCAUUUCUAUAGGCAGAACACUUUAACUCAAGCUCGAAGGAACAUUUCACGUCACUAUGACCUUAGUAAUGAGCUUUUUGCUUUAUUCUUGGAUGAUACCAUGUCUUAUUCCUCUGCGGUAUUCAAGUCAGGUGAUGAAGAUCUGAGGAUUGCACAAAUGAGAAAAAUAUAUCUUCUCAUUGAUAAGGCUAGGAUAAAGAAGAAUCAUGAGGUUUUAGAUAUUGGAUGUGGAUGGGGAACUUUGGCCAUUGAAGCGGUGAGAAGAACUGGAUGCAAAUACACUGGCAUUACUCUUUCUGUUGAACAGCUUAAAUAUGCAGAAGCAAAAGCUAAAGAAGCUGGACUUGAGGACCGGAUAACAUUUAAGCUCUGCGAUUAUCGCCAACUAUCUGAUGCUCAAAAAUAUGACAGAAUUAUAUCUUGUGAGAUGCUAGAACAUGCUGGCCACGAAUUCAUGGAGACAUUUUUUAGUCAUUGUGAAGCUGCGCUUACAGAAGACGGCAUAACAAUAAUACAGUUCAUAUCGAUACCUGAAGAACGCUACAAUGAGUACAGACUAAAUUCUGAUUUUAUAAAAGAGUACAUAUUCCCUGGUGGAUGCCUUCCUUCGUUAGCCAGAGUUACUUCAGCCAUGGCCUCUUCUUCUAGGCUAUGCAUUGAACACGUUGAGAACAUUGGAAUUCAUUACUACCAAACGUUGAGGUUGUGGAGGAAGAACUUCUUGGAUAGACACAACCAAAUCAUGGAUCUUGGAUUUGACGAUAAAUUCAUAAGGACGUGGGAAUAUUAUUUCGACUACUGUGCCGCUGGUUUCAAGACUCGUACCCUUGGAGACUACCAGAUUGUUUUCUCACGUCCAGGGAACGUAGCUGCAUUCGGUGAUGAUGAUCCAUUCCGCAGCUCUCCCUUAACUCAGAAAAAACAACAAUAGAUGAAAUAGUUUCCAAUCUGAAGUACUCCUAUUUCUUGUUUCCCGGAGCAGAAGUUUCUGGACACUCAGAAAAAGUUCUGCUUUCAUCAUUGAUUAUGUAAUCUCUACCAACAAUCUUUUACUGUCCAGACCAUUCUGAUAUACUCUAUAUUUACUGUUUUUUCAUGAUUGUUAUGUUCCAUUAUAUUGUGUUACAUUAGUAUUUUCAUCGUGUUUUGUUGCAUUUAGUGUCAAAGUGAGUCUUCUUGCAUUUUAGAGGUCCUAUAGUGUCUUUGUCUAUGUUUUGGUGUGUUUUGUGUGUCUUUUGAACCAUUUCAGAUUAAUAUAAUGGAAGACACACAUUUGGAUGCAAAGAAUAUGAUUUAUGAUUCGGAACCAGUUUGUAGUCCCUAAAAUAUCGACUCGUAUGAAGACCUUGCCUUGGGAAUUAGCUUCAGAGUUUUUCAUCAACAUUUUUGAAAAUUGAGUUAUCUUUGCAAUGGAGGUGAUUUCAGGCCAAUCGGAUGUGCGUGUAAAGAGUUAUACCUGUUUUAGUGAAAGUAUAUACAGCCAGAGCGAAGACUGGAGCCACAUGACAGAACGAUCGACCAUCUGUUCGAUCAGACGAUCGAGCAAACCCAGAAUAGACUUGACCAGACCCCCCGGACAUCACGUACAACAUGAUUUACAAGUUUAAGAGUGUU
Molecule: messenger RNA, 2147 nt
Organism: Camelina sativa (false flax)
Lineage: Eukaryota; Viridiplantae; Streptophyta; Magnoliopsida; Brassicales; Brassicaceae
Source: RefSeq, a predicted model, not a curated record